Messenger RNA from Rhizoctonia solani, 1764 nucleotides. RefSeq lists its product as uncharacterized. The coding region runs from base 1 to 1764 and encodes 587 amino acids. The transcript is spliced from 12 exons. Lineage: Eukaryota; Fungi; Basidiomycota; Agaricomycetes; Cantharellales; Ceratobasidiaceae. The record is from RefSeq and is a predicted model, not a curated record.
AUGAAGAGCUUUUCCGACGAACCUUGGAAGGGGGAAUCCAAGAUUAUAUUGGGAAUUGACUUGGGAACAACGCAUAGCGCCGUGUCGUUUGCUUAUUUGUAUCAAGGGGAUCGCCAGGUUGUUCGAAGAGUGACCAAGUGGCCCGGUCAGGAAGCGCACAAGGAUCAUAGCAAGAUACCAACCCUCCCACAAUGCUUUGGCGCCGAGGCCGUUACGCUAGAGAAACGAGACCAAGCUGAAGAGGAAGGAUGGUCGUUGGCCAAAUACUUCAAGUUGCAUUUACAUCCCCAAUCAAUGAGGUCGCAAGACAGGUUGACCCUCUACCCACUUCCCUUUGGCGUCUCCCUCUCCAAAGUGUACACCGACUUUCUCGGCUACCUCCUCCGCCACACCCGUACCUUUUUCGAAGAACACAUCAUCGAUGGCCCUCAAAUAUGGAAAACAUGCGCUUCGAACAUUUUGAUCGUGAUGGCACAUCCAAACGGCUGGGCAACCCGCGAACAAAACUUUAUGAGGCAGGCCCUAAUGGAUGUUGGGCCCGAGUACAAGAACUACCAGGUUACCUUCGUGACCGAAGGAGAAGCCAGCGUGCAUUUUUGCAUGUUCAAUAGCAAUAUGGAAUCAGCGCUCGAGCCACAUACAGAUUUGAUUGUGUGUGAUGCUGGUGGGUCGACGGUGGAUACUACAGCAUACGUAGUAGAGAGCACAUCCCCGAUGCUGGAAUUGCGAGAGAGGAAAGCCUCUGCUUGUAUACAAGCGGGAGGGGUAUUCGUUGAUAUCGAGUGCGAGAAAUACCUGACCAAACUAUUAUCCGUUGCACACCUUGACGAAGAGGACAUACGUGAAUACUUGGGAAAUGGAUUGCGGGACUUUGAAGCGGGAGCUAAACAAGAAUUCGGCUCCGCUGAUGGUGCGCAUUACAUCAAUUUCAAUGACUCGAGGUUCUCAAAGGAAACGAUUGGGAUUAAGAGAGGUCGAAUGUCUUUGAAAGGCUCGAUUAUUGAGACCUUUUUUGAGGGAGUGGUUUCAAGCACAAUCACAAGUCUCAAACAGCAGAUGCAAGGACUCUCUCCCAAGCAUCUUCUUCUAGUUGGCGGGUUUGGAGAAAGCAAGUACCUCCGGCGUCGACUUAACCAAGAAUUCUCAAAGGACGGGUGUCGGGUUGCGAUCGUAGAUGAUUCGACGUCCAAAGCCGCCGCAGACGGCUCGGUCAUUUGGGCAGCCAAACUCUCAGUCGUAGGUCGAGUUACGCGAACAUCGUAUGGCACAACUGUCCGAACGCGAUACGAUCCUCUCAACCCUGACCAUUUGGGACGAAAGUUCUCACGAGGAAAUGGGGGGUAUCAGGGAGUUACAGGAAAGUGGAGUGAGAUUGUUGCCGAGGGCGUAACGCUGAGCGCACAAGAAUCCGCCCGAAGGAAAUUUCUCAAGUCUUAUAAGCCUGGAAGAAGCUCCUAUUCGGACUUGGAAAAAUAUACAGAUGAGAUCUGGGUAUAUUAUGGACAACCGGGAACGAACCCAGGGUGGAUCGAAGAUAAAGACGUCGAAGCCAAUCUUGCUGGGAUGCGAGACGCACUUAUUCGCAAGGUAGGUGCAGAUGGGACAUACGAAGUCCUUGAAUUUUGGUUAGCAAUUCAAGCCGGCGGGACCGAGCUUUGCGCGAGAAUAGAAUGGAUUGAGAAUGGGGUACAGAAGAGCGGGCCUGUAACGAUUAUGCCAGAGCCUGUGGAUCCUCUACCUAGUGGAGGAAACAUGACUGGUUGA